This is a messenger RNA of Carassius auratus (goldfish), 1192 nucleotides long. RefSeq names its product zinc finger HIT domain-containing protein 1-like. The record is from RefSeq and is a predicted model, not a curated record. Bases 90 to 593 code for a protein of 167 amino acids. Lineage: Eukaryota; Metazoa; Chordata; Actinopteri; Cypriniformes; Cyprinidae. The transcript is spliced from 6 exons. Gene Ontology annotation, biological process: chromatin remodeling.
UAUAGGCCUACAGUAGGUGGCGGUAAUACUCCUAAGGAGUGAACGGCCAUUGAACAAAAAGAAGAAGAAGAAGUGGUAAACUUCCGGGCAUGGCGGAGAAGAAAAUAGCCGUCCGUUCGCAGGAUCCCAACCAGCGGCGCGUGCUGGACAGCGCGACGCGCCAGCGCCGUUUAACCCGCCAGCUCGAUGCUCUCGAGAAAGACAACUUCCAGGACGACCCUCACGCGAGCCUCCCGCAGCUCGUCAAGCGGCUGCCGCAGUUCGACGAGAGCAACGAAUCCGGCAAGCGGAGGAAGAAGACAAGGGGUGAUCAUUUUAAACAGAGGUUCCGCAAAAACUUCCAGACUCUUCUGGAGGAGGAGGUAACGCAUGUCCCUCACUAUCUUCAAAAAGGUGUUAGUUUUUCAGGUGUUAGUGAGGGUCCAAACUAUCUGACGGCAUGUGCUGAGCCCUCCAAGUUCCCUCAGCGACAUUUCUGUGCGGUGUGCGGCUUCCCAUCAAACUACACUUGUGUGUCAUGUGGAGCUCGCUACUGCUGUGUCCGAUGUUUAGGAACACACCACGAGACCAGGUGUCUAAAGUGGACGGUAUGAUUUGUUCCUCCCAACUGAACUAUCAAAAUCAAAACAAGCUUAUGGGUCAAUCUGCACACUUACAAGUUCCUCAGACACAUCACAGUCAUUUGCCUGCACAAACAUAUUGAGGUAGAAAUCACUAGAAUAAUAUUUGAAUGUAUCUGCAUUGCUGUAAGGGUAGGUUUAGGGUUUAUAUCUUUAUACAACAAAUAGGGUGCACUAAAUUUGAAAUUUCACAUAAUAUGAAGAAGCAUAUAAAGUGUUUGUCUAAAAAUUAGGAGCUAUUCUAGUAUUGUAAUAAGAGUUAAUUCUAUGGCAAGCUUUGGCUUGUUCUUAAAUAGAGAAUGCAAGAGGAAAACUGCAAUUUAAGUGUUUUGGAGUAAAUGACCACAAUUGGCAGAAAGGAAGAACUCUAAUCUUACCGUUACAAAAGUUACAAAAUGUUUGUUAAAAAGCAAAAUGCCUAUACAGAGAUUUCUUUAUAAAAAUUAAAGGAACCUGGAAUUUUGUAAUUCAACACAAAGUAUUGCUUUUGUAUGUAAAUAUGUAUAAAUAAUUGUUUCUCUUACUGUUAUAAAAUGUUGUUGUCUGAAAUAAAUGACUGGAAGUGGUAAAAA